AGUGCCAGGCCGGGGCCGCCGUCCUUGGAGGAGAAGGCACCGAAGGAGCCUCCAAGGGCUUCCGCUCCGGAGCAGGAAGAGCCCGUCACUUCCUCGACGGUGCCUCUGGAUCCGUUGGUACCUGUGACUUACAUCGAUGACAUUGUGGAGCCGGAGAGUGGGGAGCUUUCCCCCAGGGCCAGCUUUGCUGCGAGGACGGGGAGCUUGGCGGAUCAGCCUGGAGGAGCUGGCCCUGACCUGGAGAUGGAGUUUUCUUCCGUGCCCCUCUACAGACCACACUCUGUCCCCCAUCAGCGGGGAGGCAGCACCUUCACUGUCGUGCCCAAAAGGAAGCCCGUUGCCGCGGGGCUGCAGACUCUCACUGAUGCCAGUGGAAGGCCACAGCGGGAGGAAGAAGAGGAGGAGGAGGAGAGCAAAGGAAAAGGCAAAGCCGUGGAGAACGCUGACGGGCCCCAGGUGGGGCCAUCCCAUAAAAAGCGCUACCCCACAGUGAACGAGAUCGAAGUGAUUGGGGGCUACCUGUCCCUGGAGAGGUCCUGCAUGAGCAAGACGGGCUCGCGCCGCAAGAAGAUGAAGAUCUCUUUCAAUGAGACCAGUCUGCAGACUAUGUUUGAGUACCCAUCAGAAAGCUCCCUGGCAGAAGAAGAGGAGGAGGAAGAGGAAGGACACGUUUCUGAAGCAGAGGAGGACAGAUCUUCCACCUUUUACAUUCCACGCCCAAAUAGCACUUUGCCUCCCAGUACACCUAACUCAGACCUAUCCAGCUACACCCCAAAGCACUCCGUGAAGUUCAGCGAGUGGCAGGAGCAGAAGUAUGAGGAGAUGCCUGCUGCAGAGGGAUCCCUCCCAAAGGAAGCCGAUUCCCAGGGGAACCAAGUCAUGCUCACUCCGGCAGAGAAGGGCGGACUCUCCGAUUUCAGCAGCGAGCCUGCUCUGUAUUUCUGA
This is a messenger RNA of Mesitornis unicolor (brown roatelo), 945 nucleotides long. RefSeq names its product taperin-like. Lineage: Eukaryota; Metazoa; Chordata; Aves; Mesitornithiformes; Mesitornithidae. The annotation marks the transcript as partial. The record is from RefSeq and is a predicted model, not a curated record. The transcript is spliced from 4 exons. Gene Ontology annotation, molecular function: phosphatase binding.